This is a messenger RNA of Clonostachys solani, 1251 nucleotides long. The record is from the annotation of a GenBank genome assembly. Lineage: Eukaryota; Fungi; Ascomycota; Sordariomycetes; Hypocreales; Bionectriaceae.
AUGACAGGUCUGCGACCAUAUCCUCUUCGAAAGGGCGCAGGCCAUUUACUUAAAGGUCGCCACAACGACAAUGAAGAGGGUGUGCAGCUGGGCUUGGAUCUUCUCCUGGGUCGAUCCGCCCUCCCCUUCAGCCAAGGAGCAGAAUCUCAUGACGCCGACUUGCACCCCUUGAUACUUGAUCACCCUUUCGACACUCCUGUAACGGGCGAUUUUCAUCCGACAAAUGCCCUAAAACUAUCAAAUGCUACAAUAAAAACCACAAACGACGGCUUUGAAAGUAACUUCUACAAGGAAUGUCCAUCCAACCGCGUGCUGAACGGUGGCUACCCCGUCGACCCGCCCUCCAGUUGUGGCGCCCCCUCUACCUCGCAUGGAGGAGGCAUGAUACGUCGCCCACAUCAGAAGAGGGGUCGAGAUAACAUUGGCGGUGAGAAAGAACCAGGAGAAGAGGACGAUGGAGGUGAUGGGGAAGGAAGAGGCCCCCCCAAGCGACGGCAUCUGGGCCCCGACAAGGUCCCCCAAUACUUCGGCUGUGUCUACUACAAGUGGGAUCCCUGGAGACACUGGCGUUGCUACUGCAAAUAUGCAUUCAAACGAGUGGCAGACGUCAAGGGUCACCUUAAGAGAGUUCACACCAUGAGCGAGUAUUAUUGCCCAACUUGCUUUGCAGAAUUUUCCGACAAGGAGAGCUGGCAGCGCCACACCCAGGAUAAUACCUGCCAGCCCACCCAGCCCCCAGAACACAUUCUCACUGUACAGAAGUUCGAGGAGAUCAACCAGGCCUUUUCUGAAGCAAGACGUUCGAGCGAUUGGGAUAAAUGGUUUCUUCUUUAUGACGGUGUUUUCCCAAACGGCACCUACCGGCCCGAUUCACCUUAUGUCUAUCUGACCCUCGAUGAGCCGCUGGGGAUCAUGCGCGAACUUGCAUUUAGACAAGAAGUAUUGAACGGCCGCAUCCUUACAGUUAUGCAGCAGCAUGGAGUGCCGCUACGGGGUAUCGACUUGGUCUCUCUACUAACUGGGCUGAUCAAUGUGGCGAUUCCUCCAUCGGCAGAGGCCAUGGGGACAAACACACCCUCCCAAACGCUGAUUCCACCCCCUCUCGCGCCCAGCUGGGGCGAAUUUGUUGAGCCUCAGAAUCCAUCUCAGCAGGACCUUCAGUCCCAACAGCCUCUAGAGGCCCAUGAGGAGGAUCAGCAGGAUGAUCAAGGCCCCCACGAGCAGCUGCAUGGGCAGCAACGGCCCUAUUAG